Molecule: messenger RNA, 525 nt
Organism: Drosophila subobscura
Lineage: Eukaryota; Metazoa; Arthropoda; Insecta; Diptera; Drosophilidae
Exons: 4
Coding region: 1-525 (174 amino acids)
Cellular component (GO): membrane
Source: RefSeq, a predicted model, not a curated record
AUGUCCAUCUUCAAUUGCUUUGGGCUUUUGUACAUCACAGUGGGUUCCUUUAUGAUCAGCGUGAUCAGGGACUAUGAGAUUAUAGAUGAUACGCGGAUUGUGCCCAUUACAGUUGUGUUUUUGGGUUGUGCCAUGGUGCUGCUAUCGCUGCAGAGUUGCUAUGGCUUGUAUCGGCAUAAGGCGUGCCUCAUCACAUCGUACUCUGUCAUGAACCUUUUGCUUUUGCUGAUCCACAUAUAUUUCCUGUGCUAUUUAUGGCUGCAGCUGGGCUCCAAAAUGCACAUGUCCUCUGAUUUGUAUCCCAAAUAUCCCGCCUCCUGUUACAAUGUGUUCAACCAUGCCUCGCUUUUGGAACUCAACCAGUGUCGGGAGGAUGUUAUGUAUUCGUGGAACAUGGGUGCCAAUAUUAUCAAGUUUACCAGUGUUAUGGUCAUAGUUUUUGAGUUUGUUGCAUUCUCAAUGGGUUGCUAUGUGGCGGAUGCUGUUCGCAUUGCUGAGAGAAUUCAAUAUAUGCCAAUACAAUAG